CCUGAACCUGAACCUGAACCUGAACCUGAACCUGAACCUGAACCUGAACCUGAACCCAGCUGUGUGUCCAUGAAGAGUGACUGGUCCAUGGAGACACCGCUACUUUAAAAAAGGAGGCGACCUGUAAGGGACAGGCCAAUUAAAAUGGAGGAGAUGAGAAGGAAGAGGCAAGGACAGAAGGAAAGGGAGGAACAUAUUGAAAUAAAGAGCCGAAGACCAAGAGUGGACCAGGAGAUCUCAGAAAUUCCCAGUGGUCAGUCUGCCCAGCAGCAUCAAACACACAUGGACUCCAUAUGUGUGGGACAAAAGAUGGAAACACCUCAAGAAGUCGUCUUAACAACUUUAGAAGACUUGGGAGCUGAGGACUUUGAAAAAUUUAAGUGGUACCUGCAGCAGAAAGGGACCCUAAAGAAAUUCCCUGCAAUCCGAAAGAGUAAACUGGAGAAUGUAAACAGGCUGAACACAGUGGAUAUGAUGUUCCAGACCUACAGUAUAAACACUAUUAAUGUGACCAGAAUAGUUUUAGUGAAGAUUGAUCAAAAUGCUUUAGUGGAGAAUUUAUCAAACAUCGUCUAUGAACCUGCAGAGAUUCUUGCUGCGUGCCAGCGAAAAGUCAAAUCCAACUUACAUAAGACAUUCCAGCUUGUGUUUGAGGGGAUUGCUAAAGCUGCAAACAAAACCCUUCUGAAUCAGAUGUUCACAGAGAUCUACAUCACAAAGGGAGGGGUCAAUGAUGAACAUGAGGUCAGACAGAUUGAAACAGUAUCCAGGAAACCAGACGGACCAGAAACAACAAUCAGACGAGAAGACAUCUUUAAAACCCCACCUGGAAGAAAUGAAUCAAUCAGAACAGUGAUGACAAAGGGAGUGGCUGGCAUCGGGAAAACAGUCUUAACACAGAAGUUCACUCUGGACUGGGCUGAAGACAAAGCCAACCAGGAAAUCCAGUUCACAUUUCCAUUCACCUUCAGAGAGCUGAAUGUGCUGAAAGAGGACAAGUACAGCUUGGUGGAACUUGUCCAUUUGUUCUUUAGUGAAACCAAAGAAGCAGGAAUCUGCAGGUUUGAAGAGUUCCCGGUUGUGUUCAUCUUUGACGGUCUGGAUGAGUGUCGACUUCCUCUGGACUUCCUCAACACUAAAAUCCUGACUGAUGUUACAGAGUCCACCUCAGUGGGUGUGCUGCUGACAAACCUCAUCAGGGGGAAUCUGCUUCCCUCUGCUCGCCUCUGGAUAACCACACGACCUGCUGCAGCCAAUCAGAUCCCUCCUGAGUGUGUUGACAUGUUGACAGAGGUCAGAGGGUUCACUGACCCACAGAAGGAGGAGUACUUCAGGAAGAGAUUCAGAGAUGAGGAGCAGGCCAGCAGAAUCAUCUCCCACAUCAAGAAAUCACGAAGCCUCCACAUCAUGUGCCACAUCCCAGUCUUCUGCUGGAUCACUGCUACAGUUCUGGAGGACAUGUUGAAGACCAGAGAGGGAGGGGAGCUGCCCAAGACCCUGACUGAGAUGUACAUCCACUUCCUGGUGGUUCAGUCCAAAGUGAAGAACAUCAAGUAUGAUGGAGGAGCUGGUUCGGAUUCACCCUGGAGUCCAGAGAGCAGGAAAAUGAUCGAGUCUCUGCGAAAACUGGCCUUUGAGCAGCUUCAGAAAGGCAACCUGAUCUUCUAUGAAUCAGACCUGACAGAGUGUGGCAUCGAUGUCACAGCAGCCUCAGUGUACUCAGGAGUGUUCACACAGAUCUUUAAAGAGGAGAGAGGACUGUACCAGGACAAGGUGUUCUGCUUCGUCCAUCUGAGUGUUCAGGAGUUUCUGGCUGCUCUUCAUGUCCAUCUGACAUUCACCAACUCUGGAGUCAGCCUGCUGUCAGGAAAACAAACAACAUCGUGGUGGUCUGAAAUGUUCAGAGACAAAUCAACAUGUUUCUACCAGAGUGCUGUGAACAAGGCCUUACAGAGUCCAAAUGGACACCUGGACUUGUUCCUCCGCUUCCUCCUGGGUCUUUCACUGCAGACCAAUCAGAAUCUCCUACGAGGCCUGAUGACACAGACAGGAAGUAGCUCACAGACCAAUCAGGAAACAGUGGAAUACAUCAAGAAGAAGAUCAAUGACAAUCUGUCUGCAGAGAGAAGCAUCAAUCUGUUCCACUGUCUGAAUGAACUGAAUGAUCAUUCUCUAGUAGAGGAGAUCCAACAGUCCCUGAGUUCAGGAAGUCUCUCCACAGAUAAACUGUCUCCUGCUCAGUGGUAAGCUCUGGUCUUCAUCUUACUGUCAUCAGAAGAAGAUCUGGACGUGUUUGACCUGAAGAAAUACUCUGCUUCAGAGGAGGCUCUUCUGAGGCUGCUGCCAGUGGUCAAAGCCUCCAACAAAGCUCUACUGAGUGACUGUAAUCUGUCAGAGAGAAGCUGUGAAGCUCUGUCCUCAGUUCUCAUCUCCCAGUCCUCUAGUCUGAGAGAGUUGGAUCUGAGUAACAACAACCUGCAUGAUUCAGGAGGGAAGUUGAUCUCUGUUGGAGUGAAGAGUCCACACUGCACACUGGAGACUCUCAGUCUGUCAGGGUGUCUGAUCUCUGAGGAAGGCUGUUCUUCUCUGGUCUCAGCUCUGAGCUCCAACCCCUCCCAUCUGAGAGAACUGGACCUGAGCUACAAUCAUCCAGGAGACUCAGGAGUGAAACUACUGUCAGCGGGACUGAAGGAUCCUCUCUGGAGACUGGACACUCUCAGAUUCCUGUGAACUCACACUUGACACAAACACAGUACACAGAG
Perca fluviatilis (European perch) is the source of this 2762-nucleotide messenger RNA. RefSeq names its product NLR family CARD domain-containing protein 3-like. Gene Ontology annotation, molecular function: protein binding. The record is from RefSeq and is a predicted model, not a curated record. Lineage: Eukaryota; Metazoa; Chordata; Actinopteri; Perciformes; Percidae. The transcript has 7 exons.